GUACCCAGUUCUCACUAGAUAGUCCAUAUCAGCACUACUACUUUCCACCAGUGAAGAAAAAGAUCGAACUUAUCAGAUCUUUGGGAAAAUGGCGCCUGGUGUUUCCAGUUGUCAUUAUCAAGAAACUCCUCAUUCCAUCUCCUUCUCUGGAUCUGGAUUUCUGGCCACCUACCAGUUAGGGGUGGCCCAGUGCUUUCUAAAUCAUGCGCCCUGGAUACUACGCAAUGCACCAUCCGUGCUUGGCGCAUCUGCUGGAUCUCUGGUAGCAGCUGCUGUGGUGUGUGAAAUUAACCUGAUUACCAUGCGGGAUGAGAUCAUUCAUUUUGCCAAACAGGUGAAGGCUUCUACACUUGGACCGUUGAACCCCUCAGUCAAUAUUUUCCACUGGUUAGAGUGUAUUGUGAACAAAUAUCUUCCCCAUGAUGCUCACCAACUGGCCGGUGGUCGUCUGGCCAUCGCUAUGACCCGCCUGACUGAUGGCAAGCACGUUGUCAUGUCUGAGUUCCACUCCAAGGAAGAUAUAGUACAAGCUUUGCUCUGCAGCUGCUAUGUGCCUGGAUACUGUGGUUUUCUGCCUCCAUCCUUCAAAGGAGUACGUUAUUUGGAUGGAGGCUUUACCGGCAUGCAGCCUGUGAUGACUGUAUCCCCCUGGAACACACUGACGGUGUGUCCAUUCUCUGGAGAGACUGACAUCUGCCCGACUGACACACCUUGCAUGUGGGACGUGGUAACAAGUGGGAGCGUUCUCAAAGGCAACAUGGCAAACAGCUUAAGGGUCAUCAAUGCCCUUUUCCCUGUGGCUGUGGAGGCUCUGGAACAAGCCUUCCACGGUGGCUACAAAGAUGCCAUUAAUUUCCUUCUGAGCAGUGGUGUGUCCCCAGGGCCGCUUAGCUUUAAGCACAGUAAUGAAUGGAUGCACCUGGAGGCCCCCAAAAAGCACGAAGAGGAGACCAUGGUGGAAAAGACGGCCAUCAGUCUGACAUCGUUUACAGGCAACACUUCCAAGUCUACGGAGCAGGAACCCACAAGAUAUCCUCUCCUUUUUGACGUGAUACAGAAUGGUCUGCUGAUUAAUAUGGUGACUUAUCUAAACAUGGUUGGGCUCCCUGCGAGAGUCUUGUCCUACCUGCUUCUACCUCUCACGCUGCUGUUCAGUGUUGUACUCCAGAGUAGGCACAGACUGCAGCUGCUGUUCAGGCAGCCGCCUGAGUUGAUUGGCUGGACUUGGCACAGCAUCAGACUUUUUACCUUAUUCUUUCUCACUGUGGUUGUCUGUACCCUCAAGAAGAACAUAAAGGACAGGGUCAUGCCCGGCAUCCUGAUGUUGCAGUGGCUGUCGACACAAUUUGAGGCUGCAGGAGGUCAGAAGCACCCAUCACCUCAAAACAAGCUUUCCUCACAUUCAGAAGAUGUCAGGAGCGGGAGCCUGCAAAGACUAAUAAACUCUCUAUUUCCAGAUUACAAGAAUCCAAAGUUACAAUUUAUGUCGAAAGCUGACCAACCGGAAUUGUAAACACUGUUUGUACAGCUGGUCACAUGUAUAGUGUGAAAUAUCUAAGCUUUUAUGAGUGUACAUUUCCACUGACUGCACUGAAAAAUUGAAAGGAGUUUACAGUAUACAAAGAGGGCUUAUUUUAUGUAAGCUUGUUAUGUUGUGCAGACCUCCACUGAGACCCACUUCUAGCAGGAAAGGUUCUUAUACAGUCAACAUUAUACUGAAUGUAUGGCUGAGUAGUUAAAGACUAGUUAUAGAGACCGGUCUGAAGUCUGAAGGUGGCACAAGGUAUAAAGACAUUGAAGGUGAAAGCUGGACCUGACGUGGUGCUAUUUGUAAUUUGUUGUUUAACUUGUAUGUUUAUUAACUCCUAUAACUGCUGACUUAUCAUAAGCUCACUGUAUAUUGUACAACGAUAUAACUAUAAUCUUUAAAUACCUUCUAUGCUAUGUCCAAUAGACAGUAUAAUCAGCACUAAUAAUCUUUCAUAUAUUGUUGUGUCUGUUGCUAAAACGCAAAAAGGGCUUAGCUCUGUGGUACACUUUCAUGCUUUGACAUUUUCAGCAUAAGCUUUUGAACAUUCGCUUUAACUUGGCAUGACGAUUCACACGUGUCGUAACAUAUUUUAACCAGGUUCAAAGUGUUUUGAAUAUCUUUUGUGACUACAAAUCAAUAAAUAAUGCUGCUCUGA
Amphiprion ocellaris (clown anemonefish) is the source of this 2186-nucleotide messenger RNA. RefSeq names its product patatin-like phospholipase domain containing 1 (gene pnpla1). Gene Ontology annotation, molecular function: triacylglycerol lipase activity. NCBI's taxonomy places the organism in Eukaryota, Metazoa, Chordata, Actinopteri, Pomacentridae. Bases 89 to 1513 code for a protein of 474 amino acids. Gene Ontology annotation, cellular component: cytoplasm; lipid droplet; membrane. The transcript is spliced from 9 exons. Gene Ontology annotation, biological process: triglyceride catabolic process; lipid homeostasis. The record is from RefSeq and is a predicted model, not a curated record.